Messenger RNA from Eleginops maclovinus (Patagonian blennie), 2111 nucleotides. RefSeq names its product E3 ubiquitin/ISG15 ligase TRIM25-like. Lineage: Eukaryota; Metazoa; Chordata; Actinopteri; Perciformes; Eleginopidae. The transcript is spliced from 6 exons. Gene Ontology annotation, molecular function: protein binding; zinc ion binding. Bases 66 to 1856 code for a protein of 596 amino acids. The record is from RefSeq and is a predicted model, not a curated record.
AUCCACACACCUGUGAGGCACGCCCAUCUUUGUCCCUCUCGGUUUCGGAUCGGAGUGUUUGGGAAAUGGCAGCAACAACUAUUUCUAUUGAGCAGGACCAGUUCUGUUGUUCAGUGUGCCUGGAGGUUUUAAGAGACCCGGUGACUAUCCCCUGCGGACACAGCUAUUGCUUGGACUGCAUCGAAGACUACUGGAACAGGGCCAAGCAGAAAGGCCAGUACAGCUGCCCUCAGUGCAGGCAGGCGUUUAACCCCAGACCGCUGCUGAGCAGAAACACAGUCCUGGGGGAAGUGGUUGAAACCUUUCUCAAAUCUGGAGCUCAAGCUGCUGCCCGACACUUGUCCUCCAAACCCGAGGAAGUGGCAUGCAGUGUGUGCACCGUGAGGAGGAACAGAGCUGUUAAAUCCUGUCUUGUGUGUUCCGAGUCUUACUGUCCGGCUCACUCCAGAGUCCACGAAGAGAAGUUCCAUGGGAAGGCCCACAGGUUGUUCCCGGCUGUAGACCAGCUGAAAGAGAAGCUAUGCCAACAUCACGAUAAACCGCUGAGGCUGUACUGCCGCACCGACCAGCAGAGUGUGUGUUCCCAGUGUGUGAAAGAGAGACACAAGGGCCAUGACGCAGUCCCAGUGGUGGAUGCGAGAGCAACGCAACAGAAAAAACUCCAAGAAGCCUCUUUGAAGUCCGUGCAAAAAUUGAAGGACAGGGAGAAGGAGCUCAGAUAUGUUGUCAGAUAUAUCAAGCACUCCACAGAGGCAGCAGUGGAGGAGAGUGAGAGGAUUUUCUCCAAGCUGAUCCGCUACAUAGAGAAGCAGAGCAGUGAGGUGAAGGAGGUGUUGAGAGUCCAGGAGAGAGCAGCUGUCAGUCAGGCUGAGGAGCUGCUGGAGAAAAUACAGAGGGAGAUCCUCGAGCUCCGGAGGGCUGGUGCUGAGCUCGAGAGGAUUUCUCACACUGAGGACCACAUCGGCUUCCUGCAGAAGUGCAAGUCUCUUCAUUUCCCUACAAAAACUGUGGAGAUGCCCAGCACUGAUGCACUUCAAUAUAUGAUGUAUAAAACUCUGAGGGGAGCCCUGCCUGAUCUCAAAGACAGUCUGGAUGAAACACUUGAAAGAGAAUUCAACAGGAUCUCUGAUAAAGGUACAAUGCCCUUUUUAAGACUGACUAAAAUAAACUUAAUUUUAUUUUCAACAUUUCUAACUCUUUGUUUGUCUUUAUUUCUAGUCAUGUCAUUGAAGGAAACCAGCAAUAAAAGCAUGUCUGAAAAAACGAAAGCAAAAGACACUGAGAUACCAUACAACACCGAACCGAAGACAAGAGCUGAUUUUCUACAUUAUCACAACGAUAUCACCCUGGACCUGAAUACAGCCAACCCUUAUCUGAGCUUCUCUGACGGUCGAAGAGCGGUGACCACGCGUUCGGAGCCACAGCCCUACCCGGACCACCUGCAUCGCUUCACCAGCUGGGCCCAGGUGCUGUGCAGAGCUGGGAUGGCUGGACGCUGCUACUGGGAGGUAGAGUGGGCUGGUGAUGGAGGGGUUUCCAUCGGCGUCUGCUACAAAAACAUGGGCAGGAGUGGAGCAGGGAGCGACUGCAAGCUUGGACACAACUCCAAAUCCUGGAGCCUGGACUGCACCAACUCAGUCUGUUCAUUUCAGCACAACAAGGAGAGUGUGACCAUCGCCACUCCUUGCUCCAGCAGGAUAGGAGUGUUUCUGGACUUCAGUGGCGGGACCUUGUCUUUCUAUAAUGUUUCUGAUACAAUGGUUCUCCUCCAUAAGGUCAAGACUACGUUCAACCAGCCUGUUUACCCAGGUUUUUGGGUGGGUUUAAGCUCCACUUUAAGGCUGUGCUCUCUUUAAUUGUAAAGGUGAUUGCACUCUUUGACGUUUUAGAAAGUAAGCUUGUAGCUCAAAGUAUUUAUUUUUGAGACGGUGGUGUGUGCUCACAACUUAGGUAGUAGCAGCAACACUUAGUGAAUCUGCAGAGGUGUAUAUUUCAAAGUUGUUAAUGAUUUAUAUAUGGGUAUUUAUUGUGCUUGAAUCCAUUUUAUCUUAAGAGUUUUAUAUCAGAUAUUUUCUUUUAAAUCAAUAAAGCAUUUGUCAUAUGAAUCUAAA